Episyrphus balteatus (marmalade hoverfly) is the source of this 3338-nucleotide messenger RNA. RefSeq names its product ecotropic viral integration site 5 ortholog (gene Evi5). Lineage: Eukaryota; Metazoa; Arthropoda; Insecta; Diptera; Syrphidae. The transcript is spliced from 12 exons. Bases 322 to 2709 code for a protein of 795 amino acids. The record is from RefSeq and is a predicted model, not a curated record.
GUUUGUGUUCGAUUUUUGUGUACGUGUGUAGUACGAAAGAAAAUCCGAUUGCAGUGUUCUGAAUAAAAAAAAGAAAAAUUUUCUUUCUACCAAAAAAAAAGAAGAAAAACCAAAAAUUGUGUCUUUUUAAUAUAAAUUAAUAAACAAUCGAAUCUUCAAAUGCAUUAAAAGACGAAGUAUUAUCUACGAUGCUAUAAGUGGAGAGUUAUAAGACAAAAAAAAAAAACAUAUACUCAACUAUUCAUUCCAUUAAUUUAUCCAAUCGAGAAAUAUUCCAAAAAAGGGGGAAACAUUCUCAUCUUCAAAUUAAUUAAAGAGGCGAUGACCUUAACAACUGCUACUCAGCAAGAAAGUAGCAAAAAAAUGGAAGUCAAAAGCCCCGAGAACUUACCCACCUCUGAAAUGGAUCUCCUUGCAAAACUCGAAGCUGCAAAUAAACUUAUCGAAAGUGAUGCCAAAAGUUUAAAUUCAUUACAUUCAACACAUAGUCGAAAGAAUUCCGAUACAAGUCAAAUCAGUAUUAAUUCAAGUGGAAAUUCAGUUGCUGAAGAAGAUGUAUGGACCACUUGGGCUACUAUACUUAAUGAUUGGGAGGGAAGUCUUAAGAAAAAGACGCCUUGCGUUAGAGAACUAGUACGUAGGGGAAUUCCUCAUCAUUUUAGGCCAAUUGUCUGGCAAUUAUUGUGCGGUGCAAGUGAAGUUGAUAAGAAGCAAUAUGCUGAAUAUAUUAAAGCAACAUCAGCAUGUGAAAAAGUCAUUAGGCGGGAUAUUGCACGAACAUAUCCAGAACAUGAUUUUUUCAAAGAGAAAGAUGGUCUUGGUCAGGAGGCUCUUUUUAAUGUAAUGAAAGCCUAUUCACUGCAUGAUCGUGAAGUUGGCUAUUGUCAAGGAUCUGGAUUUAUUGUUGGAUUGCUUCUUAUGCAGAUGCCUGAAGAGGAAGCCUUUGCUGUUUUAGUUCAAAUAAUGCAACAGCAUCGCAUGCGUGACAUGUUCAAACCAUCGAUGUCCGAAUUAGGACUUUGCAUGUAUCAACUAGAAAGUUUGGUACAAGAACAAAUACCAGAAAUGCAUAUUCAUUUUCAACAGCAAGCAUUCCAAACCACUAUGUACGCAUCCAGUUGGUUCCUGACUCUCUAUACAACAGCUUUAAAUUUAAAUCUAAGCUGUCGCGUUAUGGAUGUUUUCCUUAGCGAAGGAAUGGAAUUUAUUUUCAAAGUAGCCCUCGCCUUGCUAACAUUAGGGAAAGAAACACUUUUGUGUUUGGAUAUGGAGGCAAUGCUUAAAUUUUUCCAAAAAGAACUUCCUGGCAAGGUCGAAGCUGACCCUGAAGCAUUCUUUAAUUUAACGUAUUCCAUGAAGAUCAAUACAAAACGAAUGAAGAAAAUGGAAAAAGAAUACUCUGAUUUAAAGAAGAAAGAACAAGAAGAGAUGGUUGAACUUAGACGUCUGAGGAGAGAGAAUCGUUUGCUUAAGCAACGAAAUGAAUUGCUUGAAGCUGAAAGUGCUGAAUUAGCUGAUAAACUUGUACGAGGACAAGUAUCACGUGCUGAGGAAGAAGAAACUAGUUUUGCUAUUCAAACCGAGUUGCUGCAAUUGCGUCGAAAUUUUCUCGAAGUUUCACAUCAAUUGGAAAAUGCUAAUGAAGAAGUUCGUGGUUUAAGUUUGAGGCUUCAGGAAAAUAAUGUCUCCAUUGAUAGUAAUAACUCCCGUCAGAGUUCUAUUGAUGAACUUUGCAUGAAAGAAGAAGCUCUCAAACAACGUGAUGAAAUGGUAUCUUGUCUUUUAGAAGAGCUAGUUAAAGUACGUCAAGGCUUAGCCGAAAGUGAAGACACUAUACGUAAUUUGAAAUCAAAAAUCGAAGAAAUUGAAGAAGAAAAUCAAAAACUACGUGAAAUCACACCCGAUAAUUCGGUAGCGCAUUUACAAGAUGAAUUAAUUGCAAGUAAAUUGCGUGAAGCCGAAGCUAGUUUAUCACUUAAGGAUCUAAAACAACGUGUACAAGAACUGAGCUCACAAUGGCAACGACAAUUGCAAGAGCACAAGGCUGAACAUAGUACACCAUCAGUCGAUUCAACACCAAAGAAACUUCUCACAAACUUCUGGGAUUCAACAACCAAAUCGCAUGAAAUGCAAAAACUAGAAGAAGAUCUUAUGACAACAAGAAUAAGAGAAAUGGAAACUUUAACUGAGCUUAAAGAGUUACGUUUAAAAGUAAUGGAACUAGAAACUCAAGUACAAGUGUCAACAAAUCAACUUCGUCGACAAGACGAUGAGAAAAAGAAACUCAAAGAAGAACUCGAACAAUCUCUUAAUCGCGAAAAAGAUUUGGCCAGUAAAGCUCGCGAACAGCAACAUAGAUAUUCGGACUUGGAAUCUCGUAUGAAGGACGAGCUUAUGAAUGUGAAAAUUAAAUUCACAGAGCAAAGUCAGACUGUUGCCGAGCUAAAGCAAGAAAUAUCUCGUUUAGAGACAAAGAACUCCGAAAUGCUUGCUGAAGGUGAACUACGUUCAAAUCUUGAUGAAUCUGACAAAGUUCGUGAUCUGCAGGACAGAUUAGCUGAUCUCAAAGCAGAGCUUACAGCGAUUAAAAGUAGAGGAAAAUUUCCAGCGGCCAAAUUGAGAAGCUCUUCGAUUCAAUCAAUUGAAUCAACCGACAUUGACUUUAACGAACUGAAUAUGCGAAGAGAGAGUACGGAAUUUACAUCAUAAUAUUUAAAGUAAAAAAAGUUUGUAUUUAUUUAUUUAUAAUAUUAGAUUCAAUUUUAAACCACAUUCGUUUAAGUACUACAAGUAUUUUUUUUUUACAUUAUAUACAUAUUAUAUUUACAUCCAAUACAAUAUUGAAUUUUUGUAUUUAAAAAAAAAAAAAAUGAGUUUCCAUACAUUCAGAAAGAAUAUUUUAAAAUUUUAAUUAAAAAAUUAAAAAUAAAAACUACAACAAAAAUCCUCGAAGAGGAAAAAAUCGCAAAAAAUAUUAAAAAAACAUGAUAUACAACUAUUGAAUUAGAUUGUAGAUUUUAUAUAGUAUUUUAUAAAUAUUAGAAAAUAUCCAAUAAAAAAAAAUAAAUUUUAAACUUAGGGAAAAUGUGGCAAAUUAAUGGACAAUGUCCAAAUUUAUAAAAAAAAAAAAAACAAAUAUGAAAGAGGAAGAUAAUCAAUUGUGUUAGAUGUUAAGUUAACAACAUUAAUAAUGAGAAUGUUGUAAGUUUAAAAAAAGCAGCGAUAUAUGUUUUUUUUUUUUGCUUAACAUUCAAACGAUACAAAAAUAUGCAACACUUAAAAAAUAACCAAAUUAGAUUUAACAUUAGCGCGAUAUUUUAUUGAAUGUAGGAUUUAAA